UCAAAAUUGAUAUUUGUAUUAGAAAUCAAUCAAUAACACAAUGAAGCAACACGUCGUUUUAGCUCUAGCAGCUACUGUUGUUUUGGGACUCACAAAAGGAGUUCUAUCAUUUCCGACAGAACAAGAAGAAACAAUUUGGCCUAUUCCCCAAUAUAAUGGAACCUUUCUUUGGAUGACGGAGGAUCAAGCUAUUGAAGAGGCCAAUCUCGCUAAAGAAGAUGGUAGCCGACAGACUUUUGAUAAGAUCAAAUUUUUCCUCUACACCGCGGCAAAUCCAACAAAACCAACUGAAAUCAUCAAGGACGAUCCUGAGUCAUUGGCUCGUUCAAACUUUGAUUUCAAAAACCCUACUAGAUUCUGGAUUCAUGGCUGGGGAGGUGGCUACAAGGCUGUAGAACCUGUUCGUGAUGCACUCUUAUUGAACGGAACAAACAAACAGUACAAUAUAAUUUCAGUCGAUUGGACAGUGUACUCUACAUCGACUAUGUACAUUUCAUCUCAAAGAAGUUGUCCAAAAGCUGGAAAAAUAAUUGCAGAAUUCAUCGAUUGGAUGCAUAACGAGGCUAAAUUAUCUUUCGAUACUUUAGCAAUCUAUGGACAUAGUUUGGGUGCACAUGUUGCUGGAUUUACUGGAAAAACUGUUAAGCGUGGAAAAGUUCAUACUAUCGUAGGAUUGGAUCCAGCUAUGCCACUUUUUCGAUUCAAAAAUUCUGAGAAACGUUUAGCUAGCACCGAUGCUGUGUAUGUGGAAACAAUUCAAACUAAUGGUGGAGUUUUGGGUUUCUAUAAUCCAAUUGGAAAAGCAACAUUUUAUCCAAAUGGUGGACAGGCACAACCAGGAUGUAGCAAGGAAGAUUUCUUUUGUUCCCAUGGAAGAUCUGUUGAGUAUUUUGCUGAAGCAUUGAGUCAGGAGAAGAAGAACGCAUUUGUUGCUGUUGAAUGUAGUGAUUUGGAGAGUAUGGAAAAAGCUAAUUGUGGUAAGAGAUUACCACGAGUGCGUUUGGGUGAUCCAAAUAAUGCUAAAAAGGCUAAAGGUAUUUACUAUUUAUCAACAAAUAGUGAAGCCCCAUAUAGUAUUAAGAAAUUAUGAAAUUUAUGAUUAAUAUGUAAGAAAUA
Molecule: messenger RNA, 1116 nt
Organism: Episyrphus balteatus (marmalade hoverfly)
Lineage: Eukaryota; Metazoa; Arthropoda; Insecta; Diptera; Syrphidae
Product: lipoprotein lipase-like
Exons: 3
Coding region: 41-1090 (349 amino acids)
Biological process (GO): lipid metabolic process
Molecular function (GO): lipase activity
Source: RefSeq, a predicted model, not a curated record